Molecule: messenger RNA, 1428 nt
Organism: Syzygium oleosum
Lineage: Eukaryota; Viridiplantae; Streptophyta; Magnoliopsida; Myrtales; Myrtaceae
Product: mitochondrial uncoupling protein 5
Exons: 1
Coding region: 320-1294 (324 amino acids)
Biological process (GO): oxaloacetate transport; succinate transmembrane transport; thiosulfate transport
Cellular component (GO): mitochondrial membrane
Molecular function (GO): malate transmembrane transporter activity; antiporter activity; thiosulfate transmembrane transporter activity
Source: RefSeq, a predicted model, not a curated record
ACCACAAGCAACCGUUCUCUUUCCUCCUUUCCUCCUUUCCUUUCCUUCUUCCCCUUUCCCCACACGUCGAUCAUCCGCCGGCAUAUGUCUCAGAGGCCCGCCGUCCCCCACUCCUCCUCCGUCGCCUUCGGCCACCACUCCGGUCUCCUCGUCUCCAGCGACAUGAACCCCAACUCCAACUGGUAAGGAAAGGAAAGGAAAGGAGACCGGCAGCAGGAAGAUAUCCUUCCCAUCCCGGCAUUGAUUCCGGCGAGGCGUCGCGGCGAUAUAAUACGUCGAGUUCCGGUUUGGUCGUGUGUUUCGGCCGGAGUUUUGUAGGAUGGGUGUCAAGGGAUUCGUGGAAGGAGGCAUAGCCUCGAUCGUGGCCGGUUGCUCCACCCACCCUCUUGACCUUAUCAAGGUCCGCAUGCAGCUUCAGGGCGAGGGGCACGCUCCUCCCAACCCCUCCGUCCAGAACCUGCGCCCCGCCCUCGCGUUCCGGGCGCCGGCCGGGGCUCACGUGGCGCCCCCGCCGCCGCCGCCGACGCCGCCGCUGACGCGAGUCGGGCCGGUCGCGGUGGGCGCGCGGAUCCUCCGGCAGGAAGGCGUGGCCGCGCUGUUCUCCGGCGUGUCCGCCACCGUCCUCCGCCAGACCCUCUACUCCACCACCCGGAUGGGACUCUACGACAUCCUCAAGCAGAAGUGGACCGACCCGGCCACCGGGAACAUGCCGCUGACCCGGAAAAUCGUGGCCGGGCUCAUCGCUGGCGGCAUCGGUGCGGCCGUCGGGAACCCGGCGGACGUGGCCAUGGUGCGGAUGCAGGCGGACGGGCGGCUCCCGCCGGAGCAGCGCCGGAACUACCGGAGCGUGGUGGACGCGAUCCAACGGAUGGCGCGGCAGGAGGGGGUGGCGAGCCUGUGGCGGGGGUCGUCGCUGACCGUGAACCGGGCGAUGCUGGUGACCGCGUCGCAGCUGGCGUCGUACGACCAGAUCAAGGAGACCAUCCUGGCCAAGGGGUUGAUGAAGGACGGGCUUGGGACGCACGUGACGGCGAGCUUCGCGGCCGGGUUCGUGGCCGCGGUGGCGUCGAACCCCGUGGACGUGAUCAAGACCAGGGUGAUGAACAUGAAGGUGGAGGAGGGGCGGGAGCCGCCGUACAGCGGGGCGGCGGACUGCGCGCUGAAGACGGUGAGGGCGGAAGGGCCGAUGGCGCUGUACAAGGGGUUCAUCCCCACGAUAUCGCGGCAGGGGCCGUUCACGGUGGUGCUCUUCGUCACCCUCGAGCAGGUCCGGAAGCUGCUCAAGGAUUUCUAAAGACGUUGAUGACGACGACGAUGAUGGCGAUAAUUCUAGGAUUUCUUCAAUUAGGGAAUAAAAUAAAGAUUGGAACAAAAUAAUAUAAGAUGAAUUCUAUAUAGUUUUUAAUUUAGAUUACGUGACUUGCAACU